AUGUUAGCUCACGAUUUCCUGAAAAAGGAUGAGCGCUCCUUUCGGCCAACUUCUUCAUCCAGAUCUGCCUGGUAUUUCAUAGCUCUUGUGGUGGCCAAAUUGCUGCGCUGCGUGGGGAUAUUCUUCAUCGACAUCUUGGCCAAAUCACUGCAUGUGGUCACCCUGUUGUGGUUGUUUAAAUUAGCGACAAGUGCAUUGUUAGUGCCUCUGCAGAAACCGUUUACGACCGGUAAAACGUUGCGGAAACCGACGUUAGCGCGAAUAGGAAAGUUGGCGUUAUGGAACUGCUUGAUAGAAGUAUUCUGGUUUUACGGGAUAACGUUUUGCGGGCCAUUGAGAUCUGUGCUGAUUUUCGAGCUUUCUCCAUCCGUCAUCUUGAUAGCCAUUGUUUCGUUCUUCAAGAACAAUUCCACAACGGCUAGAACAAGAGGGCUAUUUUUGUUGCUGGUCGGCUUUGUUGCAUUGAUGUUAAUGGACAAAGAUAGCUCGAUCGAGGAUGAGCAUAACAAGUCCCACGCGCAUCACUCUGGGCUGAACCACCUCUUCUACCACGUGAUCGGCAUGUUUGGUGUAGCUGAUCAUCAGGGCGGCGUCUUCAUCUUGAUUCUGGCCCUGUUGUUGCGGAUAGGCUACGACACCUCUUUCCGACAUCUAGCCGUCGAGUUGGGCGGCCCGAAGAAGCUGCAUUCCGUGGUCUCGCUCUUCUCGGCGGUCCUGUUGAUGCCGAUUGGUCUUCUACUCUUUUUGACAGGAACGUCUCAUGUUGAUGGCUGGGCGACGUUCCUGUUCUGGGUCUUUGUGGCCAGCGUGUUGGUGAUGGUAAUCGACUUUUACGCGGAGGCGCUUUGUUUCCAGCACGUUUCGGAUCCGGUGAUGGCCGCCGCCCGUUGGUCCCCGGUUACUAUGUUUACAUGCGCCCUGGCAUUGGCUUAUGCUUGGUAUUCUGGCCAAGCAACCCACGCGGUCACCGGUGGUGUUAUUGUUACAUUUGUCGCCUUUGUUCUUGGUACCAUAUCCCUAACUUCAUCAAAUACCCCGAAGUCCCGUGGUGGGCACUUUGUUGGACUGUCCGACUCGGGAACGCCCCUCUUCACCCAUGGCGAAGCGUUCCUGCAACGGACCGGCCGGAAUAUGAUGCUUUUCGUGAAGGAGACGCUACGCGAGAUUUUGGCCAACGGGGAUUCGCGGAGGAUCUUCUACUUCCUGUGCGUCAACCUGAGCUUUUGCGGCGUCGAGUUCCUGUAUGGCUUCUGGACGAACUCGCUGGGCUUGAUUUCGGACGGCUUCCACAUGUUGUUCGAUUGUUCAGCGCUGGUGAUGGGCCUUGUCGCUUCAGUUAUGGCCCGUUGGCAAGCGACGAAAAUUACACCUACGGCUUUGGACGCGUUGAGG
Molecule: messenger RNA, 1392 nt
Organism: Mesorhabditis spiculigera
Lineage: Eukaryota; Metazoa; Nematoda; Chromadorea; Rhabditida; Rhabditidae
Source: the annotation of a GenBank genome assembly